AUGGUAUUCGGAUCAAUGCGCCACGCUGUCCAGCACCUUCGUCAGUCGGCUAAAUUUGUCGCCACUCGUCGUUCCACUGCAUCUACUUCUGCUUCAUGCGUCAACACUUCGCAACUUUCGUCGGCAUUUGUACAGACUCGUGCCAGUGCCACGCCAGUCGCAAUCCAGCCCCAGCACGUGAAGGCCGACCCGACUGGUGUAGUGGCUGGAAUUGCCAUUGUAGGCGCCCUGAUUGGUGUAGGAAAGAUGUGGUGGGACAGUUCACAUUUGUUGUCAGAAGAGACGGAGGUCGUAGCAUUCCAGGAAAUUCCGCAGGCUGAGAUUGCGCUCUUCUUCACGGAUCUGACGGCGGCCGUCAAUGACCUGUUUUCACAAUUGCCAGAGAUUGAGAAUGCAGUACGGAAGUACCUGAAGGAGAACAACCACGAGCUGAGUGACGCUGAGUUCCAGCAAUCUAUUCUGUCGCAACUGUAUCAGAUGAUGGAGGAACUUGAGAAGCAGAUUGUUGGCAAGCGUCGAUGGAGUCGUCAAAGUCUAGAGUUUGCUCUUGAGAAGUACGCACAGGACGAGGAAAUUCUGAAGUUACAGGAGGCUUUGAACAACCUUAUGCAGACUGUGUUUCCAGCUCCAAUACCUGUUGAAAUCCCUGAGGAUCUUACCGCGGACAAGACGUUGGCGAUUCUGAAGGAGAUGGUGGCUGGCAUGGAGAAGGCCAUGUCGGACAUGCUUGCCCAUGCCCGAACAGAAGGUAUCAAUGAUGUCCGUGAGGCUAUGGAGGAGUUUCAGAAUCUGUACAUGGAGCACGUUGAGCAGGCGACGCAGAAACAGAUGAAUGCGCACGGCAUCUCUCAGGAGGUUUUCGCGGCAGCUUUGCAGAAGUACAACACUGAAGACGAGCAGUUUCGGCAGCAAGUGGAGCAGAUUUACACCCAGCAGGCUAAGGCCUUCCAGAAAAUGGGACUACCCGUGGAGACCCAGUAG
Molecule: messenger RNA, 981 nt
Organism: Peronospora farinosa
Lineage: Eukaryota; Oomycota; Peronosporomycetes; Peronosporales; Peronosporaceae
Source: the annotation of a GenBank genome assembly